GCACUAGGCAAACGAGAAACGGGCGGAGAAGAAGACCGGGAGCGGCGGCGCCAGCCAGCGAGCCAGAGGCAUCCGGCGCACGCGGCCACGCGCAUCGGCACCAACCCGAAGUUACACGACACGGAGGCAGGGCUCCUCCCCCUUGCGCCCCCCUGCCUCGCGUUCGCGUUGCCUUGCCUUUCUUUUCCUCUCGCUCUCCGCCUCCCUCGACUCGAGCCGCUUCCUUCCACCCACCACCCAGCCUCCCCCCUCGUCCUCCUCGCUCCCUCCCUCGCCCCUCCCGGCAUGAACGCCUCGCGCCGCAGCGCGCGCCGAGACGAGCGAGCGGCGGAAAUGCCCGCGCAGAAGCGCCCGCUCCCAUCGUCCGCCUCUCCAGGCCCCGACGGCCACGUCGAGGAAGCUCCUGGCGCGGAUGACAGCGGCGGGCUGCCCCCGAAGCUGCUGCUGAACGGAGCCGCCGCGGCUGAGGAGCACGAGGGCGGGCCGCGGCAGGCGAAGGACCGGCGCUACGAUUCCGAUGCCGACGACGAGGAGGAAGGCGACGGCGGGGGCGGGGGCGACGAGGACUGCGACAGCCAGUCGUUGCAGAGCGGCGGCGAGAUGGACGAGUUUAUACUUGUGAAAUUAACAGAUAUUCGGAAGGAAGUGCAGUGCCCUAUAUGCUUAGGCAUUAUUCGGAAGACAAGGACGGUUAUGGAGUGUUUGCACCGGUUUUGUAGGGAUUGCAUAGAUAAAUCCAUGAGGCUUGGAAAUAAUGAAUGCCCAGCAUGCCGCACUCAUUGUGCAAGUAGACGUUCCCUGAGGGAUGAUCCUAACUAUGACGCUUUGAUUUUGGCUUUAUAUCCAGAUGUUGAUAAGUAUGAGGAAGAGGAACUUGCUUUCAGUGAAGAGGAGUGGACUCGCAACAAAAAGAUUCAAGAAUCCAUUGCUGAGACAUUUCAGAGACAAACAGAAGCACUUGUGAAGAAGCGCUCCACUGCAAAAGCAACAGAUUCAGCUUAUUCAAGAAAGACUCGGGUGAAUAUGCGGCCAAGGAGGAGAAGAGGGCGAACUAGUUCUCCUGAUAUUGUCCCAACUGAUUUUGAUGAUGAGGACAGAGAAGAAAAUGGCAAUGAUGGAAGCAAAGGGUCAUCUUCUGUUGAUGAUCGUUCCCCAGAUGUAAGGCACAAAAGAGCUCGGAGAUGGCCUGUGCCACGGCGUUCCCCUUCUAAGGCCACUGGCAGUAUCGAUAAUAGCUUUGAGGAUAAUGAAGACUUAGGAGGUGCUAGAGAUAUCUUGACUACUUCUCCGUUGCGGGGAGAGAUGCUUGCUUGGGGGAAAAAUGGCGUCCGCAGUCAAACUCGACAUGGCAAUGCCAGUGGCUCCAGUGGAAGGAUGGCCAAGGGUGGACGUGUUGCCAAGUUGGUGGACCACCUCCGUAAUGCUGAUGAAUUUGAUAGUAAGUUCAACUUGUAUCUAGUUCUGCUUCCACUUGAUGGACAAAGUAUGCCUAAAUUGGAAAAGCUUUAUCUCAGUUGUCAGCCAACAUUAUUUGUCCAGCAUCUCUGCCAGUUUGUUGCUCUUCAGUUGUCUCGGCAACCCAAAGAAGUCGAAAUAUAUAUCAGGAAAAACUCCAUGGAUGAAUGUUUGGCGACCAAUAACACACGUACAGAUGAGACAAAACCGGAUCAAUCUAAUGGCUUAGAAAGAUUGUGGGAAGAGAAAUCUCUUUCAGACCUGUACCCUCUGCUCGCCACUGGUCGAGGCGAUCUGGAAUUGUUGUACUCUCUGAAAGCACAAGGGUAGAUCAAAUUUGUUGCACCGGCUUUCCUUCACUAUCAAUUUGAUCAAUUGCCUCGAAUACCAUGGUCUGGGGAUCUACAUCUGGUGAAAGCUUGUACAUAAGGCAUUCGAUAUAGAAAAUGGCACAAAAUAGCCUUUUAUUUAUUUACUGUUACUUGUUUCAAUUUGCUCUGAUAUCUUGUGAGGUAUACCCGGUUCAUUGGUUAAAAAUGUAUGGAAUUUAGUAGCGGCAGUCUGAAACCAGGCAAAACGAGCCAUGUCUGGUUAUGCCUUCUGUAUUGGUGGUGUCCCAUUUGAACUGAUUUUUAGUAGUAACUGAGCAACUCUAUUCCCAACUGAUUUGUGACUUGCUGUCGUCAUCUUA
Molecule: messenger RNA, 2146 nt
Organism: Phragmites australis (common reed)
Lineage: Eukaryota; Viridiplantae; Streptophyta; Magnoliopsida; Poales; Poaceae
Product: putative E3 ubiquitin-protein ligase RING1a
Exons: 10
Coding region: 286-1785 (499 amino acids)
Source: RefSeq, a predicted model, not a curated record